UCACAAGAAUCACCAAAGCGAUCCGAACUACGAAAUCCGAAUGUACAAUUAUACAAAGCUCGAUCUGAGAUCGAUCGUUUGGAGGAGGCUCUUCGCGAAUCGGAACGUAGGCUUGCUCAACAGACUAAGCUGGCAAAGGAUCGCGAAAAUGAAGUUGCCACACUGACGUCGCUAUACACGGAGUCGGACAAACUGUGUGAAAAGGAACGCCAACGUUCACGCGAGUUGAAAAAUGAGGUUCUCAGUAUGAGACAGUUCUUACGUGAGGCUGAAUCCAUGCGCACAGAAACUGUCAAAUUGCGUGCGGAGCUGGAAGAUUUGCAGAACAUUAAAAAGCUAAUUAAUGCUGUAUUACGAAGUGAGCUGACUAGCGCCCGCGAAAAGGCACGUAACUAUCGGAUUGAAUUGUCACGAUUACGCAAACUGCAUGCUGCAGCGGCUCAACGGGCUGCAAGAUCGGAAACUUUAGCGAGCCAACGAACGGAACAAAUACAGGCACUCGAAGAACAGCUGUCAUUAGCGUUAAAUCGGUCGAACUCCACCUCGUGCUUGGAUUAUACGAAGUCCAAACGUAUGGAAUCCGCGCAAUCCUCAAUAUCGACACCGGAUCUAUUUGCCACCCCGGAUCAGCGUCCUUUAAAGGGAAAGCCUGCCUAUCUGNACUCGUUGCCCAUCGACAUCUGA
Messenger RNA from Echinostoma caproni, 684 nucleotides. NCBI's taxonomy places the organism in Eukaryota, Metazoa, Platyhelminthes, Trematoda, Plagiorchiida, Echinostomatidae. The record is from the annotation of a GenBank genome assembly.